CGUAAAAAAAACUAAAAUUGCGUUUGCGAUGUCAGAUAUUCUAAUUUAUUUUUUAUACACUGAAAAUCGUGAUUGUUGAUUAUUGUAACUUAAAAUUGUCAUGAAAUCGUUUUGUGAGAGAUGAGUGUCUUCGGGGAUUUUCAACGCGUGUGGGUGCAACGUUUUCCUGAGAGCACUUUACCAGCCGCUUGGGAGGAAGAUGUCAGAGCCAAUUUAGCUAAACAUAAACAGAAAGUCGCUAUACUCAGGGAGGAGCUCGAGAAGGAAGAAUUUUAUGUAGAAUAUCUUGAAACUCUUUUAUCUGAUGUAGAGAAACAUAAGGCAGCUUCACAGAGUCACAAAGUGGCGCCGCCCUUAGGGACUGACACAAGUGACGAUAAGACUUCUGAUAGCAAACAGGGUUCAAACACAAAUUCCUUAUCAAAAAAAAGUGAAGGCAGUUUCAGUAAUAAAAGUGAUGACUCUAUCGAAGCGUUAGAGACUGAGGAUGAAAAAGUCAAUUUAAGAACUAGGCCAAAAACAUUUGCUGAGAGAAGUUCGGUUAACCAAUGUAUCAAUGAACUAUCUUCAAACCUUGCUGCAGAAGCUAGACGCCGGUGCAACAGUGAAGUUGUGCAGAGGACAGAAAAGGAGGAAGAUAAUAAUGAUCUUGAAUCAAAAAAAUCCACACAAUCUAAGAACCGUCCAGCAUCACAAGCAGGUGAUUUUGUAACAGUUAUUGAAGUUAAUGGUGUGAAAGCUGCAGAGAGUGCUGUGAAGAAAGCAGAAGAUUCACCACAAACCUCAGAGAGCAGCUCCGCAGAUCCUGCUGCUGCAGCUAAGAAGAAAGUACCACCAAAACCUCCACCAAAAGUGUUCAGUAGAAGAGGUGCUUCCCUGCCUGAAAGUGGUCUUCCAGAGGAUAGUCCUCCAUCUAGUUUAGGACGAAGGCUGCGUAAUUCAGAUUCAAGAGAAUCCAUCGCCAGUAGAGCUUCUACACCAUCCAUUAGUGAAAGGGUAAAAAGUUUUGAAUCGAUAAACUCAUUAUCAUCGGAACGCAAGCGGUCAGGUGGUGCUGCAACACCUAGAUCCAUAGAUGAGGAAGUAACAUCAACUACCCCUGAUCUACCCGAAGUACCAGAUGAUAAAUCUGGUCCCAUUUCAUUGGAAAGUAUACCUGCAGCUGUCCGCAAUGUUGAAGAUGAGCCAUAUUAUGAUCAAGUUCCGGUGGACAUAAAUGAUGGAGAAUAUGUUUAUAUACAAGCAGGUGGGGCUGGUUCAAGUACGGAAGAUGGGUCUAGUGGUACAAGUACACUGGCGAUGGCGCCGAGCGCGCCAACCGCACCGACAGCGCCCACGGCGCCCACCGCGCCCGACUCGCCGCUGUGCGCCACCGCGCCCAACUAUGUGAACAUACACUACUUCAUACAGCAAGGAGUCGAUGGUGCGGAAGCGAGUGAAACAAGUUCAGAAUUAGCUGAUUCAAGUGAUACACCUUUAUUGUUACGAACUAUUUCAUCCGAUACCGAAGCCAGUGCCACUCCGCCUGUAUUGAGAAAACUACAGCAUCAGGAAUCGAGUAACAAUGCUGAAGCCGAAAGACUUACAAUGCACCGUUGUAUUGUCACUAGUAUUAUUGAAAGCGAAACAGUUUAUGUCGAGUGUCUUUACGUUAUGGAGAAGUAUAUGAAUGCCAUUAAGGCGACGCUGUCAACGUCUCAACCUGUGAUAACUGAAGAGGAGUUUGGGACUAUAUUCUACAAGAUAUCUGAGUUACAUGAGUUACAUAAAAACUUUCUGGAAGGUCUGAAAGCGGCAGUAGCUAGUUGGGAAGAACCGUUGUGUGUCGGAAUACACUUUAAGAAAAUGGCUGAGAACAUAAACGUGUACGGCGCGUUCCUGCACAACUACGGGCGCGCGACGGACGCGGUGCGGCGCCGCUGCGGCAGCUCGCAGCGGUUCGCGGACCUCACGCGGCAGAUCGCGUGCCGCGGCCAGCCGAUGUCGCUGGACGACCUGCUGCACAAGCCGGUCGCGAGGGUGCAGAAGAACGCGCUCGUCUUGCACGAUCUCAUAAAAUAUACACCUGCAAGUCACCCGGACCACGCGAUGCUCACGGAAGCUCUGAAUAUGACACAACACUUCUUAGAUGAAUUUAAUAUUAUUCAAACAAAAUCUAUGUUCCCUAAUGCUGAUCGUGCACAAAGGAGAUUAGUAAAGAACUCGUUCAUAGUAGAAUUGUCAGAUGGACAUAGGAAAUUACGACACCUGUUUCUAUUCAAUGAUGUUAUAGCAUGUGCAAAAUAUAAGGCUUCCGGUCGGGAUAAAUUUACAUUUGAACUUAAAUGGUUCAUUACACUGCCAGAUAUAGUAGUAGUAGAGGAAGAUGGGAGUUCAGUGGAGAAAGAGACAAACCCUGCUAACAUAGUCGCGCUCAAGUCGCAAGCUUGUACCGUGCGAGAUCAAAUCUUAGCUGAGGAGCGAGCUGCACAAGAUGAUAAGAAAAUUCGUCUCGGUGGUCGUGGUGGUGCAGAAAAACAGCGCAAGAAGCUGGCAGAGUUAGAAGGGCAGCUCGUGCUGGCCAGCCCCAACUUAGUUUUCCGCGUGGCAGCGCGUACAUUACAGCGCCACCAUGUAUUCUUCCUGAGCUCGGAGUAUGAGCGCACGCAAUGGAUUGACUCCAUACACGCACUUCAGGCGUCCUCCGCGCCACCCGCCGGCUCCAGCACGGUGUCCAUGCUGGAGCUGCAGAGCUGGGUGACGGCGUGCCGCAGCUACCUGCAGACGGACAUGGGCUCGUACCUGCUGCGCAGCGGCCGCGACGACUCGUUGCUGCUGGGCGACCUGCAGCUGCACAUCGGCGGCAUGACCGCGCCGCUCGACACCGCCGCCGACUAUUACAUAAUCGUUGAGGUAGAUUCAUAUGGACAUUAUUUCCGGAAAGCGAAGUCAAAGCUGGUGUGUAGAAGUGCGCAGCCGCGCUGGAAUGAAAGUUUUACAAUUGAUCUCGAGGGUUCGCAAAAUUUACGGCUGUUGUUGUACGAGGAUGCUGCUCGACCAGUGCUGAGAGGGAAAUGCACGGUUAAGUUGUCCCGCGAGUGGGUGGCGGAGAGCGCGGCGGGCGGCGUGUCGCGCACGGUGUGCGUGGGCGGCGGCUCGCUGCCGCUGCGCCUCAAGCUGCUGCCGCCGGAGCGCUCCGCGCGCCACGUGCCCAACGCCAAGUCCGGCGCGCUCUUCGGCGCCAAGAUCACGCAUGUCGCUAAACGCGAAAAGCGCAACAUUCCAUUCAUAAUAAGUGCGUGCGUGCGCGAAGUGGAGAGGCGCGGCAUACACGAGGUGGGCGUGUACCGCGUGUCGGGCAGCGCCUCCGACCUGAACCGACUCAGGAAGAGCUUCGAGACUAAUGCAUAUGAAGCAGAACAACUGUUGAAGGAAGUUGAUAUACACAGUGUUACGGGUGUAUUAAAACUGUACCUUCGAGAAUUACCCGAAGCUUUGUUCACCGACGCUCUCUAUCCGGAAUUAUUGCGAGCUUGGGGCUCAACUCAGGGUGUUGGUACUUCAGUGGACUCGGGGCCAGCACAUACAAGACGACAUGCUCUUCUUAAGUGUUAUGCACAACUUCCUGAUCUCAACAAAAAUUGUAUUGAUUUCCUCCUAAACCACUUUGUGAAAGUUAACCAACACGAAGCGGAAAAUAAAAUGUCGCUGCACAAUUUGGCAACUGUAUUUGGCCCUACAUUACUUCGUCCAUCGAAUUCGGGUGCGGGAGCCAAACAACGAACCGACCCCCUAGCGGCUGGUACCGUCGAUGCCAUGGCCCAAGCAGGCAUACUCUAUUGUUUAUUGCAACAAAGGCAACUAGCCGCUCAAUUAUCAUCGCAUCAUAGAGCACCAACGCUGCUCGAUUAAAAAAUAAUAAUAAUAGUCCGCCAUCUUGUGAUGUAUCGAUUAUCGAGUCCUUAACAUUUCCCGCCACUUUUUGACUUCAAUGUUAGAUGUUAUAUCGUUUUAUUAGUUUUUGAUAAUAUACACAUUUGCCAAGCUAGUUUUACACAACAAUAUAGUCGUAGAAGUAAGUCAAUAAUACAACUGGGAGUGGGAAGGAAACAAAUACUUUUUGAUGUCUAUCUGUCUUGUUAAAUUACUACACGAGGCCUUAGUCGUUUUUUAUUAUUAACUAGGAGACACCUUAAUAUAUCAAUGGGGAUAAAUUGAUUCUUGGUGUAAUUUGGUAGUUUGCUUUAGCAAGUGUGUAUGGCCUAUAUGCUAUUUUAUUGAUGAUAAUAAUCAUUGUUGUAAUGUACAGAUGAAAUGCUGUCAGAUGAAAGUUGGUUUGGCUUUUACGCACUGAAAUGUAUUGUGGGUAAUAAUUCUUAAUACCUUCUGUAAAUAUGCAAUAUAAUUAAUUGGUGCUUUAUUCGAUUAAAUUAACAAGAACACUGUUUUAUGAAUGGGGAAUAUGUUUGAAAAUUUCAUGUCCCUAUUAAAUAAUAACAAAACACAAACACAAAGUAUCUUAUGACAGCAAAUCAUCUUAAUAAAUUACAUUAUUUAUAUUAUGUAGGUAAUAGGUAUGUAUAGGUUAUAUAAUGAAUUUCAAAACCCGGUUAUUCUGUUAUUCCAAUACAUUCCAUAAUGUGCAAAAUAAUGACUGAUUUUAUGUUUUCUACAAUAACUUUAAAAAAUGCGAGAUUGCAAAGAAAAACUAAAUUAUAAUGGGGUUUAGUAAAAAGAUCUAAGAAUGGUAAGUUUAACUAAAAAGAAAUAUUAAUGCAAUGAACUGUCAUAGGUGAAUGUGAAUCUUUAAUAUAUUCCAAAAAGGGAUUAAAGAGUAUUAUUAUAAGGGACCGAAAAGUAAUUCAUGGAUAGCGAUAUUGGUAUAGACUGAAACUAAAUUUUAAAAUAUUGCGAUUAGAUUAUACUUGCUUAAAAUAGCAAAUUGCAAAUUUAAGUGCUUUAAGGAGAAACAGGCUUAAGACUAAAACAAGUUAAUACUUACUAAUUUUUUUAAGUUUCAGCAUUUUCAGUACUAGUCGUGUUUUUGUAUUUUUGUGUACCGCUUCUAGUACAAGUGAAUAAAUCGAUACUUUAAAGAUAGCCCACACCAUACAGUCGCUAGAGUUAAAUAAUUUAAGUAUUUUACUUCACAACUAAUCCUACUAAGUUAGUACUUAAUGAUGACAAUUUACCAAAAAAUGAAAUUUUUUAGAACAAAGUUUAUUUCAUUUGUAAUUUGUAUUGAUUUGAUGUUAUGAAACACAUUGAAAGAAAUAAUCUAUUUUGUUAAGUAAUAUAUAAUUGUGUUUAUUAUAAAUUAGUAUUUAAGUUAUCUCUGUUCAAAGAACUUCCAUAUUGUUUUUCAUUUCACCAAAGACCACUGCUACAAUUUUGUUGCAGGAAUUCUUUAUAUGUACACUGUACCUAUUGGUAUACAUGCCUUCAAAUCUUCUUGUAUUAUUACAGCAUCACAGAAUUUCAAGAUAUAAUACAAAAAAUAACAAGGUUCAUUUGAAAGUCAUUUAUUUUGAUUCAAUAUCUGUACACCAUAAUGAAUAGACAUGGAAAAAUACUAGAAAUGAGCGUCUCGCUAUAGUAUAAACUUGGCUGCUGGUCAUGCAUGGUUAUGUGGUAUAUUACUUACUCUAUGUCCGUAGUGCAUUGUGUGCCGAGCACCGGAUUCCUUAUGUCUGUGUAGUUUAGGAAGAAAAAAGCCUAACCAUAACGAUUCUCUAAAAACAUCAAAAAUUUCUGAUUACGAAUUCUCACCCGCAAUACAAAACAAGCCAAAUUUAGUUGUUUAGGUGGCUUUAUUUUAUAAACUUCACAGAAAUUUGUCGUAACCUGCAUCUGCAACCUAAAUUCUACUUACUACCUAUUAUGAAGAGCAGGCAAGUUCAUACUACCCCAAGAUGCUCGUAGAAAAUGUAGAAAUCACAGUUGUGUAUUUGUGUACUUUCCUUCUAGCUUUAUUGAGUCACAGUUAUUUUCUGACAGCUUUUACACAAUAUUUUAGAUAUAAUAUUAUAUAUAACACAAAUAUAAGCAUUUCACUUGUGUACUAUUUAUACUGACUAACUUUUUACUCAUAUUUUGUUUAUUUUUGCAUAUUGUUAGUUGAAUAGUAAAUGAAAUAAUAUUAUUUGCACAAGUCAUUUUAUCAAAAUUUAAAGGGACAAUUAGUGGUCAUGAUACAAUGACCAAUUUUGCUUCGUAAUGAGGUUUUUUAUUUGAAACAUGACUUGAGGGUAUAGAUAUGAAUUACUCUGUUUACAGUAUUCUUUAUUUGUGCUUAAAUGUUUAAUUAUUUAGUUACUAUAAAAAUUAGACACUAUUUGAUAUCAUACAUUUACCUUUUCCAUUUGGUUAUUACAUAAUAAAUGCACUUGGUAGCUAAGUUUUCCUUUCUGACCAGUAACAAUUUAAUCAUCAAAUGUCUGUCAAUAGUUACAUCAAGCUUCUAUAAAGUUUAUUAUUAUAUUUAAUUUUUUGUAAUUAUUUUAUAUAUACUUUUACAAAGUUUACAACUGAAAAUCAUUACAGUGACAAUAAAUUACACUGCCAAAUCAGCGGCCAAUGUAAUUAUUAUAACCCGGUAGGGUAAAAUCUAGGAACACAUUUUAAAUAUGGUUACCCUUUGUUCAUACCCAAUUUAGAUUUUGUUAUCUCUGAUGUUGUGUGUAGAGUAUGUACCUAUAAGGUUAGAUUUUGUAUUAUUUGGAUUUUGUAUUUAAUUUUUGUAUAUAAAUGAUACUAAAAUGUAGCUAUGAACCUUUUCACAAUAAAAUGUAUUUUUAAUACACCU
Zerene cesonia (dogface butterfly) is the source of this 6784-nucleotide messenger RNA. It is a transcript of the gene RhoGAP1A, whose product is annotated as active breakpoint cluster region-related protein. The coding region runs from base 121 to 3891 and encodes 1256 amino acids. The record is from RefSeq and is a predicted model, not a curated record. Gene Ontology annotation, molecular function: guanyl-nucleotide exchange factor activity; protein serine/threonine kinase activity; GTPase activator activity. Gene Ontology annotation, cellular component: membrane. Lineage: Eukaryota; Metazoa; Arthropoda; Insecta; Lepidoptera; Pieridae. Gene Ontology annotation, biological process: positive regulation of GTPase activity; protein phosphorylation; intracellular signal transduction. The transcript has 21 exons.